GCUGGACCUGGUGGGACACCCAGCUGGAUUCUCCAACGAAUCCGUGAGAGUACGAGACUCCUAUUCUCUGCACGAAGGAUCUAUAGAGAAUUUAGAUAUUUGUGGAACAUAUAAGAAGAAGGAGCCUACUUGCUCUGCUGCAUUUUUCUUAUUGGAGGCACGGUACGCUUGG
Messenger RNA from Acaulospora colombiana, 172 nucleotides. Lineage: Eukaryota; Fungi; Glomeromycota; Glomeromycetes; Diversisporales; Acaulosporaceae. The record is from the annotation of a GenBank genome assembly.